CCAAAACAGGAAUACAACAGUUUUAUUCAGUUUUUUUAAGUUCAAUGUAUUCUGGUCAUUCCACUAUUGAUAGGAAUUUAAAUGAACCUAUAUGGCUUGAUAAUCGGAAAUCAAUAAGUUACACGUCAACGUCCAGGUUGAAUUACACUCGAUAUCCUAAUAGGAAGCUUACUCCAGCCUCUACUUCAAUUAGACUAAGUCGAGGUGAAAAUAACUACUAUCCGGCAACUGAGCAUCAGAGAACACCAAGUGCACCAAACAUAAGAUAUGAUUUACCCACUGAUUAUCAAACUACUUCACAAUAUUAUAAUUCCUCAUGUACACGUAGACCACGUCAAUUGUUACGUAGAAAGGAUUCUAUUCAGCCUGCACCUUCAAAUGUGUUACCAGAGGACAAGUCACUAUACCGAUCGACAUUCACAGGAAGAAUAUGUGCACCGUCUUGCAAAGUUCAACCACGUGAUGAAGGCAUAAAUGGUCUUGAGACAACUCAACAAAGAGCCAAAAGCUUACUAAAAUCGGAAGAUUUUAUUGAAAUUGACAGUAAUGUAUACAAACAAAUUUAUCCUUCACCAAAUGAUUCUACCUACAGAACUGAUUUCACUGAAAAUGUCUUCAAAGAUGUUCAUUACGACACACUACCACAAAUUGGUCACGAAAAUAAAAAUACUUUAGCUGAUUAUCAUAAGAAGUAUCAUUCAUGGGUUAAGCCACCCAUGAAUGAUGAAAUUAUCCAACGAGUCGGUUAUAACUGGAAACCCAGACCAGCUGUUUACCUUCCAGAAGAUCCGAGUAAACAUGAACCAAUAGAAUCUACUUCGGUUUACCGAUCAAAUUUUGUUAGUUAUUCUAAGGAUGCACUGUUAAAUCGUAGGAAUCCCAGUCAGAAAGCCUGUUUUUCAGCUAUUAAGGAAGAAAAUCUAUUAAGUAGCUAUGAUGGAAAACGAGAGAGAAUUCCUAAUACACUAUAUCGUGAUUCAUACAUUAGCUUACAUGACGUGGAUAACUGGAGUGGUCGUCAUACACUACAAAAUCUAUCAUCUAUUACGUCGCGUACUGGACCAUAUCAACAGGAUGAUGAAGUGUAUUGGUUCGGAAUAGAUACAGUCCCAUUCAUAGAGACGAAAGAAUCGAUGUUUACUCAGUCAUCGAAUUUAAAGAGUCCUUAUGAUAAAUCAAAGGCUUUGAUUCAAUAAAAAAAGAAAAUGUUAAGUCGUUUACGUCAGUGUAGUGUUCAGUAUGCGUCUCCUUUGAGUGAAAUAAAAAUGAAUACCAUAUUUUAUAAUUUUAGCCUCAAUUUAGCCAAUCAAUCUAAUUAAAAUCAUUCUUUCUUUUUUUAAAGAAUAUAUUUUCACUUAAUUGAAUAUCAUCCACAUUCUUUCUUGUCUAUGCGAUUAUGUGCUCACAAACGCGCCAGUGUUCAGUAAUUUUUAUUAUAAUGAAUUACAUUA
This is a messenger RNA of Trichobilharzia regenti, 1451 nucleotides long. The record is from the annotation of a GenBank genome assembly. NCBI's taxonomy places the organism in Eukaryota, Metazoa, Platyhelminthes, Trematoda, Strigeidida, Schistosomatidae.